UAAUGACUGUCUGCAUGUGUUACUACACCUUUUGUGCUCAAAUUUCUGUUGUCCCUUCUAUGACAUUUGACAGUAUGUGAUAGUAUUAAACUAGCGGAGCUGCAAGGUUAGACUCAAAGUGACUCCCAGCCCUUUCCUGUAAAUCACUCCGAAGUGUGACACUAGCCAUUCCUCAUGAGCCAUUUGACAGGAAGUCACCUGUCACAGUAAGUCCAGCUUCUGUAGAUUGUAGAGCAUGGUGAACAACAAGUGAACCACUCUCCAAGUAGUUUACAAGCUUCGAUCUGACUGAAGUUAGUUGAAGGAGUAAGAUGGUGAUUCGGAAAAUGUAUGUGUCCAUGUUUAGCUGAAAUCAAUACAGGUAUGUGUGGAACUUGAGGCACUUGGGACAGCAAUGGCCAGCCUGCUCACACGACGGAGAAAAGUUGUAAGACACGGCGUCAAAAUCAUCUGGGAAUGUAACACAAUGGAGAAAUUAGUCAUCACCCGGAAACUUGUUGGCUUGGUGAAAACUAUGGGCCAGCUUACAUGUUGUACACUGCAUGGUUGAUUUAGAAUGACUGCAUCUCAACUAAUUCUAUUGUGAGCUGCAGAGAGAAAAAGGAUCCUCAUGCAAAGUGUUGUUGUUGUUUUGCCAAGCGAGGACCCAAUGACUUUGUGUUGACAUGAUCCAGCGGAGCUUUCCAGCAAUCUCCCAGUUCCACUUCAGUGAGUAAAGGAGGAAGAGGAUCAUCAAGAAAAAUGUUUUUUGUUGCCGGGGCCAAAAAUACAGCAUCGGGCGUAGGAAAUGAAAGGAGGUCAAUCUAUCAGAAAUUCCGUGAGGUUGAUAUACUGGACAAGAAAAAGACCGUGACGGCUCUGAAGCCUGGUGAAGAUAGAGCUAUUCUCCUGGGUCUAGGAAUGAUCUUCUCCUCCGUCAUGAUGUACUUUGUUCUUGGGAUCACUAUAUUACGCUCGUAUGCUGAAAGUGCGUGGACAGAGGAAGGCGUGUGCGUUGUUCUUAACUCCACGGUCACGGCAGACAUGAACUGUUCCUACAACUGUGGCUCAGACUGCUGGCGAGUCUCCAAAUACCCCUGUCUGCAGGUCUACGUGAACGUCAACAACACAGGCCGCAUCAGUCGAUUAUCUCACAAUGAAGAGACACAGGAUGCCAGCUCGGAAUGUUUCUAUGUGCCCAGGUGCCAGAAGGACAGCGCUCAAAUGCACACCAUGAUCAUGAACAUCUCCGAACGUCUGAAGGCCAAACAGCAGGUUCCUUGUUACUUUGACCCCAGCGAGCAGCAGGACACGGUUCUCCUGACUCGGCUCUACGACCACAGUGUUGUCUUCCACUCGCUGCUGUGGCCCUCGUGCAUGUUCAUCGGAGGCAUCCUCAUAAUUGUGAUGGUCAAGCUCACACAGUACCUGUCCAGAUUGUGCGAACAGAUCGUGAAGAUCAGGAUGUGAAGCCAUUGUUACAAGGCACCUGACAUAAUGAGCAAAAGCAAAGUUUUAAACAAAUAAGGAUUCUGGCAAGGGAUGCCUUUGGCUCAGGCAUUUUGAGGCAGCUGACUCUCUCAAGAUUGAGGAACGGACUGAAUGAACGUUCCUGAAGACGAAAAUGUCAACCGCGGCUAUUUCUAGAAAACUGACUGAAAGGUGGGGGGUGGGGUGUUAG
Syngnathus acus (greater pipefish) is the source of this 1660-nucleotide messenger RNA. RefSeq names its product calcium-activated potassium channel subunit beta-2-like. Gene Ontology annotation, cellular component: voltage-gated potassium channel complex; membrane. The transcript has 7 exons. Gene Ontology annotation, biological process: detection of calcium ion; potassium ion transport. The record is from RefSeq and is a predicted model, not a curated record. The coding region runs from base 742 to 1449 and encodes 235 amino acids. Lineage: Eukaryota; Metazoa; Chordata; Actinopteri; Syngnathiformes; Syngnathidae. Gene Ontology annotation, molecular function: calcium-activated potassium channel activity; potassium channel regulator activity.